Zingiber officinale is the source of this 1964-nucleotide messenger RNA. RefSeq names its product probable nucleoredoxin 1-2. NCBI's taxonomy places the organism in Eukaryota, Viridiplantae, Streptophyta, Magnoliopsida, Zingiberales, Zingiberaceae. Bases 52 to 1809 code for a protein of 585 amino acids. The transcript is spliced from 4 exons. The record is from RefSeq and is a predicted model, not a curated record.
GGCAACUUCCUCCAUGAGAGAACGGAGGAAGUGAGCGGUCGAGAUAAGAAAAUGGCAGACGAGGAAGGGAGAGAGGUGGAUGUGGUAGACGUCGUAUCGCUUCUCUCCACCGACGGGAGGAACUUCCUCAUCCGGAAUAAUGGCGACAAGGUGGCUAUUGGUAGUCUUGAAGGGAAAAUGAUUGCUUUUUACUUCUCAGUCUCAUGCCUUCCACAUUGCCAACUCUUCAAUCUUAGGCUGAUUGAAGUGUAUAAUGAGCUUUCUUCCCAGGAUAAUGGCUUUGAAAUUAUUUUUGUAUCUGAUGAUCGUGAUGAGGACUCCUUUAAUGAUUACUUCUCAAAAAUGCCAUGGUUUGCAAUCCCAUUUUCUGACAGUUGGAUGAGGAGAAAACUCGAAAAAAAAUUCUCGGCCAUGGGUGUUCCCACCCUUGUCAUCCUUGAUGUCAAUGGGAAGGUUCUUAAUAGAGAAGGUGUAAAAGCUGUAAAAGGAUAUGGUGCAGAGGGUUAUCCAUUUACUGUCGAAAAGAUUAGUAAAUUGAGAGAGGAAGCGGAGAAUGCUAAGAAGGUUCAAACUCUUCGAAGUGUCUUGGUCUCAUCUUACCGUGACUACUUGAUUGCAAACGAUAGAUCUAAGGUUUCUGUUUCAAAUCUCGAAGGAAAAAUAGUAGCUUUGUACUUCACAUACAAUGAUGAUUCUAGCCGUGAGUUCACUGCAGAACUUGCACAAAUAUAUAGGAAGCUCAAGGAAAUUGGAGAGAGCUUUGAGGUUGUGCUAGUGUCCUGGGAUGACGAGGAAUCCUGUUAUGAUGAAGCCAUAGAAAGCAUGCCCUGGCUCGCAUUUCCUUUCAAUGACAAAAGCUGUGAUAAGCUUUUUUGCUAUUUUGAUCUCAAUGAAUUUGUGUGGCCUAAUAUCAUCUUGAUUGGAUCGGAUGGGAAAACUAUGAAUAUUGAUUUAAUUGAACUUAUUGAUGAGUAUGGAUUUGAGGCAUGGGAAGCAUACCCGUUUUCUCAGGAGAAGUUGCAUGAGUUGUCAAAGAAAGCAAAGGCCAAACUUGAGUCACAGACACUCGAGUCACUUCUUGUUUCGGGGGAUCUGGACUAUGUCAUUGGAAAAAAAGGAUUGAAGGUUCCAAUAAAAGAGCUAGUUGGAAAGACCAUCCUCCUGUACUUCUCAGCACGUUGGCAUCCUCGCUGCCGUGAUUACCUCCCUAAACUGAUCGAAGAGUAUCACGAGAUCAAGAAUGUGGAUACUGAUUUUGAGAUUAUCUUCAUCUCCAGCGAUCAUGAUCAGGAUUCAUUUGAGAAAUUCUUCUUACGCAUGCCAUGGUUGGCACUACCUUUUGGUGAUGAGAGAAAGAAAUAUUUGAACCGUAUAUUCAAAUUCCAUCCCCGCGGACAAUCUUUUGUAGGUCUUACCAUGGUUGUUAUAGGUCCUACAGGACGAACGGUUACCAAAGAAGCCAGGGAGUUGUUGAUGAUACAUGGAACUGAUGCUUAUCCAUUCACUGAGGAGAAGAUCAAAGAGUUGGAGCAUCCAAUUGAAGAAAUGGCAAAGGGGUGGCCUGAGAAGAUAAAGCUUGACCUCCAUGAUGAGCAUGAGCUUGUCCUUACCCGUUGCUUCACUUAUGACUGUAAUGGUUGUAGAGAGAUGGGACAUAGUUGGACUUACCGUUGCGUAGAGUGUGAUUUCGACCUGCACCCAAAAUGUGCACUGAACAGAAAGAAGGAAAAUGGCGAAGCACAUGGGGAAAUGACCGAGGAAGAAUAUGUGUGUGAUGGUGAGGUCUGCCUUUUCAAAAGAAGAGAGUAACCUUAUUUGACUUGUUCAUAUAAAAUAAGUUGCCAGCUUUGAGCUCAUUAAGCCUUUAAUAGUCGACUAUAUCCUCAAAGUCUAUGUCACUGUAUCAAUUAUUAGAAAAUAUUUUAUAAUAAUUAUAUAAUAAUCUUUUCUAUUUUUUAUUUCUA